This is a messenger RNA of Eutrema salsugineum, 1026 nucleotides long. RefSeq names its product protein DEHYDRATION-INDUCED 19 homolog 4. The record is from RefSeq and is a predicted model, not a curated record. The coding region runs from base 177 to 848 and encodes 223 amino acids. The transcript has 5 exons. Lineage: Eukaryota; Viridiplantae; Streptophyta; Magnoliopsida; Brassicales; Brassicaceae.
GGUAACAAGUCUCGCUUCCACUCUCUCUCCAUCUCCUCCCAUUUUUCUUCCUCUUCUCUCUCUCUCGCUCUCCCGUCCUUCUAGGGUUUCGUUGAUCGCAUUCAAAUUUUUCUCUUUUCAUCUCAAGAAUCUCUAAUUUAUCCAAUUUUGUAAAAUCCGUGUAUCAAUCAGAAGAAAUGGAUUCGAAUUCAUGGAUCAGUUGUCCUUCCGUUUUCUCAUCAUCUUCUUCGAGACGGUGUCAAUCUCGAUCAGAUUUGUAUUUAGGUGGAGGGUACGAGGAUCUCGAAGGAGAAGACGAUCUGAAGGCGGAGUUUAUCUGCCCAUUUUGUGCAGAAGAUUUUGACAUUGUCGGGCUGUGUUGUCACAUUGACGAAGAGCAUCCUGUCGAGGCCAAGAAUGGGGUGUGUCCUGUAUGCACAAAGAGGGUGGGAUUGGAUAUCGUUGGCCACAUUACGACGCAACAUGCAAAUUUUUUUAAGGUGCAGCGAAGGAGAAGGUUGAGAAGAGGUGGAUAUAGCUCUGCUUAUCUCGCCUUGAAAAAAGAACUCCGGGAAGCAAACUUACAGUCACUUCUUGGUGGAUCUUCAAGUUUCACUUCUUCAACCAAUAUAGAUUCUGAUCCGUUGCUGUCGUCUUUUAUGUUUAGUUCUCCUUCAGCUAAUGAGUCUGCGAGCAAAUCUGCUACACCUUUGACCAAAGGAACCUCCGCUACAAAAAUCUCGCAAAAGGAAUCUCUCAAAAGAGACAUUCGAGAAGCUACACUCUCAGGCGAAGAUCAAGAGAAGGCGAAAAAGAGUGAGUUUGUGCGAGGUUUGUUGUUGUCAACCAUGCUUGGAGACGAAAUCUAAUAUCCGAUAAGGCACUGUCUUAUUGAGGAAUCUGAGGUUGAAACUGUUAGAAUGGUCUCAGCGUAUGAUGCAAAACCUUGUAAGUUGAGGGGGGAGCAGAGUUAAAUCCGUAUAUUAUUGUCAUUGUACCUUGGAACCUUUAUAUGUGUAUAAACGGAAACAAAGUACUUUCCUUUCA